AUGAAUGGAGAUGGAGGAGACAAUAAUAUGGUUGAGAUGAACGAAGAUUUAUUGAUAGAGAUACUUAUUUUGCUGCCUCCACACGCCGUCUUCAGAUUCAUAUCCGUCUCGAAAAGAUGGAAGAAUAUCAUCAACACUCCUCUCUCUCUCGACUGUUACAGCAGGCGGCAGCGGCGGCGGCAGCAUUGCUCGCCGCGAGCAAUGUUAGCGUUGUUCCCCAAAGCUUUCCAUUGUGGCGGUACUCCGAAUAAUUUACUGCCUAUACUCAAUAAUUACUACUACAUUACCUAUCCAAGAAGCGACCUCGAUAAUAACAUCACGUACUACGUGCCCGAGAAAUUCGGUCACAUGAUCAAUUCCUCCAAUGGCCUAAUUAUAUGUUGUGCUCAGCCAUACAAAUGUUAUCCGACGUACACUGUGUACAAUCCCGUGACGGAAAGAUUUGUCACACUACCGCCGCUGCUUGGUCGGGUUGGGUGCAAAAGUAUCAGAAUUGGGUUCAUGUGCGAGGAAAAUACGAGUGAACUGAAAGCGAAUUACAUUGUCGUUCGAGUAUCUGGUUGUAUAGGAAAGUGGCCUUCAGAUAGAAAUAGGUGGAUAGACACUUACUCUUCAACGUCACUACUUGUGUUGCAGAUAGAAAUAGCGGUAACUACGGGUGAGAUCGUCCAAUACCUCGACGACCCUACGGUUGUGGCGAACCGCGUUUUUCAUUGGUUCGCUGAGUGGCCGCCCAUGCUCGUUGUUUACGACCCGUACGAUGGUCUAAACCAUUUGCAGUUGAUUGUGCUGCCGAUGGAUAUACACAAUUCCAGGUGCGGUGUUAUCACAAGGUCGCCCGACGAAGAUAUUUUAUGGUGGGGCAAAACUGAUCACGGCGAAUACAAGAUGAAGUUUUGGGCACUGCCCAAAGGCGUAAACGGGGGUUACAAGAGGACGACCACCAUACCGAGCGACGAGUGGGUGGUGAAGUACAAAAUCUAUGUCGAUUGUUUUUGCCUUAUAACCGAACGUGAUUGCUUCGUAACCGGUUGGUGGCGUGUGAGCAACCCCACAGUGGAUCUGGACGCCUUUGUUUCGUGGGACCCACUUGUUGUGCUCGUGAGGAAUUACGAGACGUGGUUUCUUUACAACCUCGACAUGGACACGUGGGAGUUGGUUGGGUGUUACGGCAGGCUUAUUCACAUAAGUCCUUCGAGCUAUUAUCAGCCCUCUUUACUCCCCUUUGUCGAAACUUCUUUUCUAUCUUCUUAUGCUCGCCUCUAA
Messenger RNA from Erythranthe guttata (spotted monkey flower), 1266 nucleotides. Lineage: Eukaryota; Viridiplantae; Streptophyta; Magnoliopsida; Lamiales; Phrymaceae. The record is from RefSeq and is a predicted model, not a curated record.